This is a messenger RNA of Hyalella azteca, 2471 nucleotides long. RefSeq names its product cytochrome P450 4c3-like. The transcript has 7 exons. Gene Ontology annotation, molecular function: monooxygenase activity; iron ion binding; heme binding. Lineage: Eukaryota; Metazoa; Arthropoda; Malacostraca; Amphipoda; Hyalellidae. The record is from RefSeq and is a predicted model, not a curated record. The annotation marks the transcript as partial.
ACAAGCUCCAGUACAAUGUAGGGGACAAGCCCUUCAACGUGUACCCCUCAGUGACGCUCUUCACUCUCGACGUUAUCAUGGAGACCGCAAUGGGGAACGACAUCAACGUUCAGAACGACGAAGAAAGCGACUAUGUCAAAGCCGUAGUAGGAAUUGCGGAACUAAUCCAGACGCGGCAGUUUUCACCGUGGCUGCACAGCGACCUCAUCUUCAAGCUCUCAGGGCUGGAGAAGAAACAGCGUCGGUACAUCGACACCCUGCACGCCAUGUCUCUCGGCGCCAUCAGAACCCGACGCAUCGAGUACAACAAGAUCAAGAAGCAAGGGGCGGGGAAUAGUGCUCAAGAACCGCAGAUAAUCGGUGCCAAGAAGCGCCUGGCGUUCCUGGACCUGCUGCUGGAGGCAUCAGAAAGCUCGGACGCUCGGUUGACGGACGAGGACCUCCGGGAGGAGGUGGACACGUUCAUGUUCGAAGGACACGACACCACAGCGGCAGCGCUGAGCUUCACCAUUUACCUCCUCGGCAGGCAUCCACAAAUUCAGGCGCGCGUGGUGCAAGAGCUGAACGAUGUGCUGGGUGAAGGCGAUGUGACCAUCACAACUGAUGCCCUGCGAGACUUGAAGCUCCUGGAGGCGUGCAUCAAAGAGGCCCUAAGGAUCUUCCCAUCCGUUCCAUUCGUUGGGCGCAAGCUCCUAAAACCUGCUACUCUCAACGGCUACGAGCUUCCGGCCGGCACAAACGUCAUCGCCAUGAUCUACUGUAUACAUCGUGACCCCGAACAAUUCCCCAACCCUGAAGAGUUCAACCCCGAUCGCUUCUUGGGCGACGAAGUAACCAAAAGACACCCGUACUCCUACGUGCCCUUUAGCGCCGGGCCCCGGAACUGCAUUGGCCAGAAGUUUGCCCUGAUGGAAGAGAAGGUCAUGAUGGCGCAUUUCUUACGCACUUAUGAAGUGACUGCCAAACAGAGCUUCCAGGAGCUUGGCCUGCUAGGAGAGCUAAUCCUACGUCCUGACCAUGGUGUUAUGGUCACUCUGCAGCGCCGGAAGUGAUAGGUUCUACUUCAUGAAAUAACAGUGUAAUUAAUGCAGAUAAUCAUGAGGGUGAGUGCGAAAAGUCGGUAUUGAGAACGUGAACCGAGGAGCGUGCUUGCAAAUAGUGAAAGCACGCAAUCAUCAGGUCCAAUAUUCUUGUCUAUUGUAGGGUGGAGAUGAGCAUUCAACAAGUCUUAUAUUCUUAUCUAUUGUUGGGUGAAUACAGGCAUUCAAUUUGUAUGUUUAAAACAUCUACAUCCAGAUUUUAAUCUCACGGCACAAUAAACUACAAUCCGUAAUGAACGCUGCUGCUCGGCUCGUGUGUUAUAAGCAAAAUUCAUCCACGUGACGCCGAUAUCACGCGACCUUCACUAACUGCGCAUGCAGCAGCGCACGCUGUUCAAGGUCGCUGUUCUGACGUUCCGAUGCAUUCAAGUUUUGGCGCCUUCUUAUCGCGCAGCAGACCCUUAAAGGUCUGCUGCUCGCGUCGGAUCUGACUUCUAGAAGGCGACUGCGCUCGUCAUCAACAGGGGACAUCGUCGUACCAUCUACACGUCUAUCUACCGUCGGGGGCAGAGUUCCCUGUCGCUGCCGCAAAAUUCUGAACUGGUCUGCCGACUUCCUGGUCUGCCAGCUUCCAUAACAGCGGGUCUAUCGCCAGUGCUUCGUCGACACCUAAAGACUGAACUAUUUCGUAUAGCCCAUGAAUCUUGUGAUUUGUUAUUAUUAAUUAUCCGUUCGACCGUUCAUAUCCAUUCGCGCGCCCUUUUAUUAAUCGCUUGCUAUUAAACUUAUGAGUAACGUGCCCUCGAGGUUCGUUCGACCUAGACGCCUCGAAAAUCGACUCGUGGAAAAAAUAUAACACGAUAGUUCACUGACACUGCAGUCACCCUAAAGCCAGGACCAUGGAUGAGCAUGCUAUGGCUUCCUUUCUUUAAUGUGUAAAACGCGUUUCUAGUACAUAUUUACUUUUUUUACAUGCAGCACGCAUUUUUCACAACGCCGACGCCAUGAUUCCAUGGCCGCUGCGAACGCUUCUUAAGGUGUAUAUGUUGUGACCACUGGAAAUUUGCUGUCGCAAGAGCUACCUGGCUGAAGUAUGUCUUAGUUGACGUAAUUCAGCCAGGCAUAAUAUUUGGUUAUAUUUUGCAUUCUUGUGGAAGCUUUUAGUUUUUUUCUGGCGUCUUCAGAGAUAUUCAGUUUGAAAAAAAGCGUUAAUCUAGUCUUUCCAUUUUAUUUUUUGUCAGAAUUUUGUUCGUCGAAGUAGAAUCUUUUCCUUUGUGUUGUUUUGUUCUGUUUUGAUUUUUUAAUUCAAUAUUUAAGUCUCCUAGAAACCUUUUACUCACGUACCAUUCAUAUUCAUAAUUGGCUUGGAUUAUAAAAUAUCAACUGCUCAAUCUUAAUGUAUUUUGCAAUACAAUUUUGUGGCAUUAAAUA